Molecule: messenger RNA, 2434 nt
Organism: Chironomus riparius
Lineage: Eukaryota; Metazoa; Arthropoda; Insecta; Diptera; Chironomidae
Source: the annotation of a GenBank genome assembly
CUAUUUGUUAUCAAACUACGCUUUUCAUUAAUUGCAUUUUCUUCUUUAUUACUACUAUUUAACAAGUACCUAUUGUAUAUUCUCUUGAUAAGCCAAUCAUGUUACAAAGAGCUUUAAAUCAAAUUAGAUUUUGUCAACAUAUUUCCAGAUCCUGUAUAUUAUCACAAAGACUCAUGGCUUCAUCUAGUGGAAGUGAGAAAUUUGGCUUGCCAAAAAGAUAUCAAGAAGCAACAGAAAGUGUCUGGGUUGAAUAUGUAGCACUUGCUUUGAAGUACAAGCCUCUUAAUUUAGGACAAGGUUUUCCUGAUUAUCCACCUCCUUCUUACGUUACUAAGGCUUUAUCGGAUGUUGCGAACGGAGAUCACUUGUUGAAUCAAUACACUCGAGGAUUUGGACAUCCACGUCUUGUUCAAGCACUAUCUAAAGCUUAUUCUCAGUGGAUAGGUCGACAAAUUGAUCCAAAUAAUGAAAUCCUCGUGACUGUUGGUGCUUAUCAAUCAUUGUAUAAUGCAAUCUAUGGACAUAUCGAUCACGGAGAUGAAGCCAUCAUCAUUGAGCCAUUCUAUGAUUGCUAUUAUGACAUGAUCAAGUCUGCUGGCGGAGUUGUUCGAGCAAUUCCAUUGAAGCCAACAAAGUCUGGAAUCAUUAGUUCCGCUGAUUGGAAGUUGGAUCCAAUAGAGUUUGAGAAACUUUUUAACAAUAAGACUAAGAUGUUGAUAUUAAAUACUCCUCAUAACCCAUUGGGCAAGGUCUUUAAUUUAGACGAAUUGACAAUGAUUGCUGAUUUGUGUAAGAAGUGGAAUGUCUUAGUGAUUGCUGACGAAGUCUAUGAACAUAUGGUGUUUGAACCAAAUCAACAUAUUCGAAUUUGUACACUUCCUGACAUGUGGGAACGAACAUUAACGAUUGGAAGUGCCGGGAAAACGUUUAGUGCAACAGGCUGGAAAUUAGGAUGGACGUAUGGACCAAACAAUCUCAUUAGAAACAUGCAACUCGUUCAUCAAAACUCAGUCUAUACAUGCGCAACACCUUUACAGGAAGCAGCAGCAAUUGGAUUUGAGUAUGAAUUAUCGAGAUUUAAUGAAAGUGAUUCGUUCUUUAAAUCAUUAGCCGUUGAACUGAAAGAUAAACGUGACUUUAUGGCUACAUUCUUGACACAAACUGGAUAUCAGCCAGUGAUUCCAGAAGCAGGUUACUUCAUGAUUGCUGACUGGAGCCAUCUUAAAGAUAAAGUUGAUUUAAGCAGCGAAACUGACGAAUAUAAGGAUUAUCGUUUCACAAAGUAUAUGACUAAGAAUGUCUCUCUUCAAGGUAUUCCACCGUCUGCAUUUUAUACAAAGGCAAAUAAGCAUCUUGGAGAGAAUUUUGUGAGAUAUUGUUACAUUAAGAAAGACGAGACAUUGCAAAAGGCUGCCGAUAUUUUAAAUAAAUGGUACAAUAACUAGUGAUAAUGGUUUAUGUGAAUUCCGGCGUAAAAAUUUUAUGGAUAUGACAUAAACUAAGAACACAACAAAUAAAAUUUCUAUUUUUAUCCCCAACGUCACUGUAAAUUUUACGACACUGAUGGAAUUAAAAAAAGGCUUAAUUAUAUGCAUUUAAAUCCAUUAUUUCUAAUUAAGCACUAAUUCUUUUUUUAUUUUCCAAUUUGAAGUGCUGUCCUUGUUACAAACGAAAAAAAUAUAUGAAGUUACAUAAUAACUGUGUGUUCUCUUUUUUUCACUUCUCUCAUUCAGAAUGUUAAUAAUUUUAUUAAUAUAUCUCACAAGUUAUCGUCCACCCUAUUUCGUUCCCUGAAUGUUGAAGAUGAAUGCGUUUACAUUUCAAACACUGACUUGAGAGCAAGUUCUGGCUGAUCAUAUCCCAAUUCUUCUGGAGUUUCAACGCCUAAUUCAGUGAGUGUUGGACGAAUUUCUUGGACCAUCCAUGGCCAAAUUGUGUUUACGUGUGGUCCGCAUGAAUCCUUAACUCCCUCGAGCCAUCUGAUUGCAAGAGCAUAAUCGUUAAGGCGACGACAAGCCUUUAAACCAGCAGAAACAAUUUUUGGCUCUGGAACUAAAUCCAUACCGAGUAAGUCAUUCAUUGCCUUUCUUGCUUCCCAAGCAUCAAUGUCUGCACGAUUGAAAUAGGCUUCGUAACGAGCAUCGAACUCAACAUCUGUCUCGGUUGAGUGUGAUGAAUUACGAACGGAUUGAACGCCUGCGAUUCUUGUGACUCCAAAUGAUCCACGAAUAACCUGUGAUAAUUGACCUGCUGCGGCUCUCAACAUUUUUAUAGCUUAAUUCGAUACUUAAACACACAGGAAUAAAGUUAAUUUAGAUGGAUUUCCAAACAAUUUUCGAUUGUGAAAAGUUUGGUUUCGUAACUUUUGAGAAAGAUCGAUAAUGAAUUGUCUACAAAAUAUGUCUACAAUGUGUCUACAAACACAUACAUUCAC